AUGAGUACCAACGGAUGCAAUGAUGAGGCGAUGGCAACAAACAGAAGCGGUGCGCAGCGGCCAAACGGCGCGCCGCAGACGAAGGUCUGUCAGUUUAAGUUGGUGCUGUUAGGGGAGUCGGCGGUCGGCAAAUCAUCCCUGGUGCUCCGGUUCGUCAAGGGACAGUUCCACGAGUACCAGGAGAGCACGAUUGGAGCCGCCUUCCUCACGCAGACCCUAUGUCUCGAUGACACUACUGUUAAGUUUGAGAUUUGGGAUACGGCGGGGCAGGAGAGAUAUCACAGUCUUGCCCCAAUGUACUACAGAGGAGCCCAGGCAGCUAUCGUAGUUUACGAUAUUACUAAUCAGGACACGUUCGGCCGAGCCAAGAACUGGGUAAAAGAACUGCAAAGGCAGGCGUCACCAUCAAUCGUGAUUGCACUCGCGGGUAACAAGAGCGACAUGGCAGCAAAACGUAUGGUGGAAUUUGAUGAGGCACAGGCCUACGCCGAUGAGAACGGUCUACUCUUCAUGGAGACCAGCGCCAAGACGGCAAUGAACGUUAACGAUAUCUUUCUAGCCAUUGCGAACAAGUUACCAAAGAGUGAGAGCGGCGGCGGCAGCGCGGCGGGCGGCGCGCGGCGUCUCGCAGACGGCGACCAGCCGCGGACUUCCACCUGCUGCAAGUGA
Messenger RNA from Pieris macdunnoughi, 669 nucleotides. The record is from the annotation of a GenBank genome assembly. NCBI's taxonomy places the organism in Eukaryota, Metazoa, Arthropoda, Insecta, Lepidoptera, Pieridae.